AUAUUUGGCUCUUUUACGUGUGGCUUCUUUUAACAGCCUCAUUCUCUCUCUAUUGGUCGGAAAAACACAGAAGGCUUCUCGCUGUCUACCACUCUCUCUGUCUUUACAAUCGAAACAGAGAGAGCCCCAAAAAUCAUAUUUUUCAUUCAAUCCUUGGCCACAAAUCAAAGAUGCUUUCAGCAAAAUCAGAGUCCGAUAUCACAAGCUUAGCUCCAUCUUCACCUUCGAGGUCGCCAAAGAGGCCAGUUUACUACGUACAAAGCCCCUCAAGGGACUCUCACGAUGGAGACAAGUCAUCGUCAAUGCAGGCCACGCCAAUCUACAACAACAGCCCCAUGGAGUCGCCUUCUCACUCCUCGUUCGGCCGCCACUCAAGGAACUCCUCGGCCAGCCGAUUCUCUGGGAUUUUUCGGUCCUCUUCGGGCAGAAAAGGCGGUAGCAGGAAGCAUCAGCAGCAUAAAAAUGACAAGGGUUGGCCUGAGUGUAAUGUGAUAAUGGAAGAAGGAGCUUAUGAUGAUAUUGAUAAAAGCUAUUCAAGGCGCGUUCAGGCCUUAAUUGCUCUCUUUAGUUUCUUUGUCCUCUUUACUGUGUUUUGUUUGAUCAUCUGGGGAGCUAGUAGGCCCUUCAAAGCAGAGAUUACUGUCAAGAGCUUGGCAGUGAAUAACUUGUAUGUUGGGUCAGGUUCAGACUUUUCUGGUGUCCCAACAAAGAUGCUAACAGUGAAUGGAUCAUUAAGACUAAGCGUGUACAACCCAGCAACCAUAUUUGGAAUCCACGUUAGCUCAACUCCCAUCGUCCUAAUUUAUAACGAGAUCACUAUUGCAACCGGUCAGUUGAAAAAGUAUUAUCAACCAAGGAAGAGCCGAAGAAGUGUGGUGGUGAACUUGAUAGGAAGUAAGGUUCCUCUUUAUGGAGCUGGGUCAACUUUAACAGUUUCCCAAAACGGUGCAGUGGUUCCAUUGACAAUAAAGUUUGAGAUCAGAUCACGAGGGAAUGUAGUGGGGAAGCUAGUGAGAACAAAGCACAAAAGGCAGAUUUCUUGCCCUGUUGUCAUCGAUUCCACUAAGACCAAACCCAUCAAGUUCAAGAAGAGGUCUUGCACCUACGACUAAAAAAUGCAUGUCGUUUUUGUUUUGUUUGACUUUUUGUGGAGAAUAAUAAAGGAAUAUCAUAUGUAUUGUAGAUAUGAAUGACGUAAUAAUAUAUGUCUCGUUUUGAUUACAUUAAA
Molecule: messenger RNA, 1228 nt
Organism: Humulus lupulus (European hop)
Lineage: Eukaryota; Viridiplantae; Streptophyta; Magnoliopsida; Rosales; Cannabaceae
Product: NDR1/HIN1-like protein 13
Exons: 4
Coding region: 171-1112 (313 amino acids)
Source: RefSeq, a predicted model, not a curated record